Molecule: messenger RNA, 513 nt
Organism: Aphanomyces invadans
Lineage: Eukaryota; Oomycota; Saprolegniomycetes; Saprolegniales; Verrucalvaceae
Exons: 1
Coding region: 1-513 (170 amino acids)
Source: RefSeq, a predicted model, not a curated record
AUGUGGCGCACAAGCUUGGUCGCAUCAAAUGCUCCUGUGGGCAAGAGUUUGUCUGGUCGACAAACUCUGACACGAUUGAUGCCACGAGAUGGCAGAUACCUGUCGUCCUUUGGUUUUGCGCCACCACUUUCCUCGUCGUUGACGAUCUCAACAUGGCUGCUCGUUCGACUGUCGCGAGGUCGUUGGGCGACCACAACUUUGGACGGACUCGAGGUGGAUGUACCAUUAAGCGAGCCAUUUCCGGGGUUCUCCCGUGGCGGUGACGUUGCGUUAUUGGGAGGUAGAAUUUUAUUCUGGUUGCUUUGGUUGGACAUUGGCAGUGCCGUCGGCAGUUGUGUGGCCUUGGUCGAAUUGUUCCGAUCGGUGGGUGCAGAGCUUGUCAAACCAGCCAUGGUCCUUCCCAUGAUGAUGACAACUGCAAUCCCGACACCAGUGAGGGCCAUGGCAGAGCACGUUAUCCAGAUCGUCCCCCGCUUCUUGCGCCGCCGGUCGACCUGUUGCCGAUGUGAGUGA